This is a messenger RNA of Pongo pygmaeus (Bornean orangutan), 858 nucleotides long. Its product is annotated as zinc finger protein 25-like. Gene Ontology annotation, biological process: regulation of immune system process; regulation of cytokine production; negative regulation of transcription by RNA polymerase II. Gene Ontology annotation, cellular component: nucleoplasm. NCBI's taxonomy places the organism in Eukaryota, Metazoa, Chordata, Mammalia, Primates, Hominidae. The coding region runs from base 1 to 858 and encodes 285 amino acids. Gene Ontology annotation, molecular function: RNA polymerase II cis-regulatory region sequence-specific DNA binding; DNA-binding transcription repressor activity, RNA polymerase II-specific. The record is from RefSeq and is a predicted model, not a curated record. The transcript has 3 exons.
AUGUCAGAAAAAAGAGAAAACUUUUAUGAGUUUAAUGAAUAUGUAAAAACCUUUGAGAAGUCCACUUUCUUGAAACAUAGAGUUCAUUUGGAGAUGAAACACUAUAAAUAUAUUGAAAGUAGAAUACACAGAGGAGAGGAAGUCUGUGGAUGUGAGCAAUGUGGAAAACCAUUCUAUGAAAAGUCAAAGCUAACCAAACAUCAAAGAAUCCAUAUAGGAGAGAAACCUUAUGAAUGUAAUAAAUGUGAAAAAUGCUUUUCUAGGAAAUCUCUCCUCACUUUACAUCAGAGAGUCCACACAGGAGAGAAACCCUAUAAAUGUAAGGAAUGUGGGAAAUGCUUUUCUAGGAAUUCAUCCCUCAUAAUACAUCAGAGAACUCACACAGGAGAGAAACCCUAUGAAUGUAAGGAAUGUAGAAAAAGCUUCUAUCAUAAGUCAUAUCUUACAGUACAUCAGAUAAUUCACACAGGGGAGAAACCCUACGAAUGUAAUCAAUGUGGAAAAACCUUCAUAAGCAACUCUGUUCUCACAAUACAUCGUAAAACACAUACAGGCGAGAGACCCUAUGAAUGUAAGGUAUGUAGCAAAACCUUUUGCCACAAGUCUGAUGUCACUAAACAUCAGAAGACUCACCUAGGGGGAAAACCCUAUGAAUGUAUUCAGUGUGGGAAAACUUAUAGUCGUAACUCAGGCCUAAAAGUACAUCAGAGAACACAUGCAAAGGAGAAACCCUAUGAAUGUACUGAGUGUGGGAAAUCCUUCUCUGAGAAAUCAGUCCUCACAGUACAUCAGAGAAUACACACAGGGGAAAAACCUUAUAAAUGUAAUGCAUGUGGAAAAACCUUCUACAAUAAAUAA